AUGUCUCCUGCUGGGAGGAACCCACCCGCUAACUCUGAAGCGGAAAAGAAGCAGCACUUCCUGGUGGGACUAGCGCACGCGGAAGCCGGGAAGGCAGCUCUCAAAGCAAUGGCGCGUUCCAAGUCCAGGGCAAUGGGCAGCGAUCACGUCGUCCUUGGAUUAUUUGGCCCCGCAGGCCACAGGCCGCAGCUGAGGAGGAUGAGGAUGUGA
Messenger RNA from Blastomyces dermatitidis ER-3, 210 nucleotides. RefSeq lists its product as uncharacterized. The record is from RefSeq and is a predicted model, not a curated record. NCBI's taxonomy places the organism in Eukaryota, Fungi, Ascomycota, Eurotiomycetes, Onygenales, Ajellomycetaceae. The coding region runs from base 1 to 210 and encodes 69 amino acids. The transcript has 2 exons.